GUAUCAACCAUGAGUGGUAGAGGCAAAGGAGGCAAAGGACUCGGUAAAGGAGGCGCCAAGCGUCACCGUAAAGUUCUCCGUGAUAACAUCCAGGGAAUCACCAAACCCGCCAUCCGCCGUCUGGCUCGCCGCGGCGGAGUGAAGCGUAUCUCCGGUCUCAUCUACGAGGAGACCCGCGGUGUGCUCAAGGUCUUCCUGGAGAACGUCAUCCGUGACGCCGUCACCUACACCGAGCACGCCAAGAGGAAGACGGUGACCGCCAUGGAUGUGGUGUACGCUCUCAAGAGGCAGGGCCGCACCCUGUACGGCUUCGGAGGUUAAACCGUCACUGACCCGCUGAUACUCAACAACACAAAGGCUCUUUUAAGAGCCGCACACUCUCACCUCAAGAGACACGUCCUAACACGUGCUUAAUAAUCACUGUUAACGAGUUCUGUGUGAAAAAACAAGUCGGGUGAAUUACAGCUGUAUCAAAAGUGAUAAAAUGGCUGCGUAGCUAAAUGAAUAAGAUGUCGGCGUGUUGAGUGUUUGUUGUUGUUAUUUAAAUGGAGAUAACAUGUUUUUAUAAAAGAUGGCCUUCAUUUCUGUUAGCAAGCAAGGAUGUGACCUGAAAAGAGCAUAAUAUACAAUAAUGUAGCACAAAAAUGUAGUUAUAAUAAUGAAUUACUUUUUUUUUUAAAAUAAUUUUCUGAAGUUAUUUAGUUUAAAAUGCUAUUGUUUAUUGUAAAAAGUUAAAGUAAAGCGAGUCAGAGUAAAUGCUCUUUAAAGAGCCACACACACGUCAUGUGAGGUCACAGUGAAUUAUUCAGGUUAUUAGUCACAUUAAAGGUGAAACAAAUUCUGAAAUGUUUUAUCUUGGUCUCAUUUUUUUUCAACACAAAAACCUGGCAUUUUAACAGGGGUGUGUCAGCGUUUUAUAUCUACUUUGACACACUGAGACUGAGAGCACAGUGACAAAGCUUUGAUUCUUAGUAGCUUGGUGUUAAACAUUGCAGCACGAUGCACAUUUUUUUUAUUUCUAUUUGAUGUUUUUACUUUACAUUGACAUACUUCUGUUUCAUACUCUUGUUGUCACUUGUACACACACAUGUGUCUCUGAGCUCCUUACUUUCAUUUUCACUGAAUUCAUAUAAUAAAGUUCUGAACAUGUUUUUUGGAGGAAUAUUCA
Molecule: messenger RNA, 1168 nt
Organism: Epinephelus lanceolatus (giant grouper)
Lineage: Eukaryota; Metazoa; Chordata; Actinopteri; Perciformes; Serranidae
Product: histone H4
Cellular component (GO): nucleosome
Molecular function (GO): DNA binding; protein heterodimerization activity; structural constituent of chromatin
Source: RefSeq, a predicted model, not a curated record